Molecule: messenger RNA, 1431 nt
Organism: Bombus impatiens (common eastern bumble bee)
Lineage: Eukaryota; Metazoa; Arthropoda; Insecta; Hymenoptera; Apidae
Product: inositol monophosphatase 3
Exons: 7
Coding region: 1-939 (312 amino acids)
Biological process (GO): phosphatidylinositol phosphate biosynthetic process; signal transduction; inositol metabolic process
Molecular function (GO): inositol monophosphate 1-phosphatase activity
Source: RefSeq, a predicted model, not a curated record
AUGUUAAAGAUAAGAGGAUCCCGACACGCGGUUCGCGCGUUCAAUCGAUCAGUCGUUCUGUCGAAAGCAUCAGGAUCGGCGAUCAUGUCGAGCGAGCUGGACAUCAGGAAUUACUUUGAGUUUGCCAAAGAGUUAAUCUUGAAAGCAGGCGAAGUAUUUAAAUGCGGUUUUGAAGGAGAGAAAAUUGUAGAAAGUAAAGCUCAUGAAUGGGACCUUGUUACAGAUUAUGAUAAAAAAAUUGAAGAUAUAUUGAUCAAAAGUCUGAAAGAAAAAUUUCCAGAUCAUGAAUUCAUUGGAGAAGAGACUACGGCUAGCGUUAAAAAUGCGCCAGUGUUAACAGACAAACCUACGUGGCUUAUAGAUCCCAUAGAUGGAACUAUAAAUUAUAUAAAUGCAAAUCCGAACACCUGUAUUUCCGUCGCCCUAGCAGUUUGCAAGAAAAUCGUAGUAGGAAUUAUUUAUAAUCCAAUCACUUCAGAACUGUAUACCGCGAUUAAAGGACACGGCGCAUUUCUAAACGACAAACCUAUUAAAACUUCACGCAAUACUGAACUAAGAAAGUCUUUGAUAGAGCUCGAGUUAUUCUCGCUUCGCAUUGCUUCAAAAAACCGAGAUAUCAGAUGGGGAAGAUUCGAAGCUCUUCUUAAUGCUUCACAAGGAAUUAGAUUUUUGGGAUCAGCUGCGAUGGCUCUAGCAUACGUAGCAAAAGGCGCGAUAGACUGCUUUCAAAUGGAUCAUCUUCAACCUUGGGACGUAGCAGCGGGAGUGCUGAUUAUUUGUGAAGCAGGUGGCACGGUAAUUGACACUAAAGACGAGGAAUAUAAUGUGAUGAAACCAAAAACAAUUGCUGCAGCAAAUGAAACACUAGCAAUGGAAAUAAAGCAACUGAUCACUGAUACUGAUCUGAAAAUAAUGAGGAAGAGAUUGACCAGGACGUGAUCAAAUUCUAAAUGGAGAAUCAGCUCGAUUAUUAUAUAUUCUAAUUAUUAUGUACUGAAUAAAAGUAUUAUUAUAUUCUUAAUAAUUUUGUUUAACCAUUGAUACCUCUUCUUCUAAUUGAAAGAACAGGAUAAUUUUCAAAAGUAAAAUAACGUGAAAGCAAUGCACUGCUUAAAAGAAGAAUGUCAAGAUUUAUUUGGAGUAUUGAGAGACAAAGGUAAAUAACAUGAUUCAUGGAGCUUACAAGAGUCGCAAACAAGAGCUGUGAAAAUUCUAACCAACCGAGUAUACUUUAAUUGAUCCUAAAAAAUAAAAUAAGGGAAUGUAAUCUAAAAAAUUCGAAUGAUUCAUAAGAGAACCUAGAUAAUGAUUGUUAAGAAUUUGAUCGACCUAUGAGUAAGUACCAUACAAAUGAUUUAUUCAAACUACAAAAGUAACGUUGGUGAGCAAAAUGUUCAAAUAUUAUCUAAUAAAAAUAUUAUGGAAAUUUGA